Molecule: messenger RNA, 979 nt
Organism: Caenorhabditis elegans
Lineage: Eukaryota; Metazoa; Nematoda; Chromadorea; Rhabditida; Rhabditidae
Gene: C45G9.9
Exons: 4
Coding region: 55-939 (294 amino acids)
Source: RefSeq, marked reviewed
UUACUUGGGUACAACUCGACUACUCGAUUCAAUCUCUCUUCAGCAACCACCGUCAUGACCACUGCUAUCACACCAGACAAGAAAAAACUGGUAUCUCCAAAGCCUACUAAAACAACAUCGGAUAAGUCAAAGACAAAGCCACGUAGAUCUUCGAAGACUUCAAAGAAGAGAAAGAGUAAGAAGGGACUCUUUGGUUGUUGUGCAAAGAAGCGAAAGACUAAACGAUCGAAAAAAUCUGCUAAGCGUACAAAAAGAUCGGCUCCGAAGAAGGCUCCGAAGAAGGCUCCAAUGAAGGCUCCCAGCAAACCUGCUGCAAAGCUAGUUCCACAACAAGCUCAGGCUUCUCUCCAAAAGCCCAUUCAAUCAGGAAUUGUGGAUGCUGAUGCAACGGUGAAAACAGUUGUUCCAAGACCUCCAACACCAAUUCCACCAACUGGUGUUAAACCGGAACCGGCUCCUCGUUCUGAGCCGCUGUAUCAGCCAAGAUCCGUGUCUUCCACAACACCAAGAACCUCUGCAACAACUGGUACAACUGAACAAAUGGUCACUGCUCCAGCGACCCUUCCUCCGCCAUCUGCUGAAUCUAAACAUCUUCCACAAGAUCCGCCAGGUGAUGCUUCUUCUCCUCGCGUCCAGAGACAAUACACUGCCGAGAAGUAUUCAAAAGAAGAUCAAGACGAUGAUGAUCAGAAGGAUCUGCGUAAAAGUGUUGCCUAUCCAUCUCACAAGUUCUUCAUGACACAAUACGUGAAAGACGAGUGCCGUGUUCGUCGUUGGGUGUAUGAAGAUUCAGUUCCACUGAUGAUGGAAUCAAAUAUGAAGCAUAUGCUCAGGAUGGCAAGCAAUCGAAUCGCUGCAUGCCAAAGUGAUAAGGCCAGACGUUGUGAUAUGAUGAAGGAUUUGAAUGAAAUGACCGAAAUUUUGGAUGGAAAUUUUUGAGAACUUGGGGUUAUCUGUGAACAAAUGAACAUUUCUGGAG